CAGGCGCUGAACCGAUGCGUCAAGACCCCCUGCUGCGAGUGGUCCGUGCUCCCGUUCUGGGGUAAGUUGAUGCCAAAAAGUUGUCGGGAGUCGGGUGCAGCCAGUUCGAGUCGAGUUCCCUCGGAAGCAUCCUGCCCGUCUUCAGGAAAGCCAGCACGCAGCACAGCCAAGAUGCAGCCCACGAGGGCAUUACUGAAGCGGUCGAUCUGGAAGGGGCCACACAUUGUACCCCUCCCCCUCGUCAAGCCCGUGCCCGGCAAGUUCAUGGCCCCGAUCCGCACGCAGGCCCGGUCGGCCACCAUCCUGCCCAGCUUCGUGGGCAUGAACUUUGAGGUGUACAACGGCAAGGUGUAUAACCCCGUGACCAUCACCGAGGACAUGGUGGGGCACAAGCUGGGGGAAUUUUCGCAGACACGGAAGCCGUUCAUCUAUGACAAGCGAUAAAGGAAGGGCGUAUUGUGACGAGGACAGGGCAAGACUAUCUCGGGCGCAUCCGGAGGGAGAACACUGGCCUGAUGUGGAGGACUGGACGAGGCGUAUGGUCAUGCGACCACCCUGGGCCGGCACGGCAGUAGAUGGGACCAGUGAGCCGAGGUGGACGGGACAACACUGGCAUGGCAGUCCAAGGACAUUUCGUUAGAGCUGCUAGAUGAGCUUUGCUACUGCACCGAGCCGCAGUCUGCUCGCCAUUGUUAUAAAGUAGGCUCCUACUACUGCUAUUACGGCUGACUUGCCGCAACUCUCAAUCUGGAUAUCCCUCCUUAGUUAUGGUGGCUCGUCACCCAAAUCCCUGUGCAUAAAAAGAAGUGCAGACUUGUCCGCCCCCCAAACGCCGUGAUCCACCCCGUCCGUGAAACGCCUUUCGAAAAUGAUACCGUUGCCGCGCGCCCAAUCGGUAUGUGCAGUAGACAGGCAGGCAGCCUGCAUAGGUGCGAUAGAGGAAGCCCUCAUGCCGGGCCCAACAUCCAUCCAGUCCAAGUAAGUCUCCAGACCAGACCUCCCUCCCUCACAGUCAUCAACAGCCCCCCCACACAGCUCACCGGUAGAACUCGCUCCUCUUGACGUUGACCCCAUACUCCCCAACCGCCAUCCCCAGAUCCUCCAUGGUGAGCACGGUCCGGUUCUGGCUCCCGCCCUGCCCGCCGCCGCCGAAGCCGGGCCUCUGGAUCCCCAGCAGCGCCUGCCCCGCGGCACCAGCGGCAGACGCGCCGCCCUGCCCGCCCUUGCCGCCGC
Messenger RNA from Diaporthe batatas, 1233 nucleotides. RefSeq lists its product as uncharacterized. Gene Ontology annotation, cellular component: cytosolic small ribosomal subunit; ribosome. The coding region runs from base 70 to 444 and encodes 124 amino acids. Gene Ontology annotation, biological process: translation; ribosomal small subunit assembly. The transcript is spliced from 4 exons. NCBI's taxonomy places the organism in Eukaryota, Fungi, Ascomycota, Sordariomycetes, Diaporthales, Diaporthaceae. The record is from RefSeq and is a predicted model, not a curated record. Gene Ontology annotation, molecular function: RNA binding; structural constituent of ribosome.